AUGCGUGCUCUCACGAUAAUAUUCGCGUUCGUCGCGCUCCAUCAUGUUCAAAGCGCAAAAAUUCUCGGUCUAUUUCCACAUACGGGGAAGAGCCAUCAUAUGGUUUUUGAACCCCUUCUUAAGCAGCUGGCUGAACGUGGACACCAAAUGACAGUCGCGUCAUUCUUUCCCUUAAAAAGUCCACCUUCAAAUUACACCGAUGUCAGUUUCGAAGGUAUCGCUGGUAUAGGUGUCGAGACAUUGGAUAUGUCAUGGUUCGAAAAUCCUAGUUUAGUGUUCCAAUUGCCGUUUGUGGGUGAAAUUUUUAAACAGUUUGCCGGUUUUCAACCUCUCGCCGGAAUGGCUUUAAACGUCUGCGGGAAGGCUAUUGAUUGGCCGCCGCUCGUGGAGGCUUUGAAAGGCGACUACGACAUCGUGAUAGUAGAAAACUUCAGCAGUGAUUGCAUGCUGGGAUUGCUACAUGUUUAUGGAAUUAAAGCACCGAUUGUUGCAUUGUCGUCAUCGAAUGCAGUGCCGUGGGCUGCAGAGCGUAUCGGUUUCGUCGAUAAUCCGGCCUAUUUACCUGUGCUUAGUGCAAGUUGGGCAACUCCGAUGACUUAUGUAGAAAGGGUGCAGAAUACGUUUAUGAAUCUGUUUUUGAAAUACUGGUUCCAUUUCGAUGUUCAAGAGAAGGAGAAGUCGUUAAUUGAAAAGCAUUAUGGUCUGAAAGUGCCUCUGGAAGAUUUGGCCAAAAAUAUAACAUUGUUGAUGGUCAACACGUUUCAUCCUCUGAAUGGUGUGCGCCCAUCUCUCCCGGGACUGAUCGAAGUUGGUGGUAUGCAUCUUGAUAAUACUAGAAAGCACAUACCGGGGUAUAUGGAGAGAUUCCUCAACGAAUCCGAGCAUGGCGUGGUCAUAUUCAGCUUCGGUUCUCUCAUCAAGACCGCAACGAUUCCUAAAUACAAAGAAGAGAUAAUAACCAGAGCGCUCUCCAAGCUGAAGCAGAGGGUGAUUUGGAAGUAUGAAAACAGUGCAGAGGAAGGUACUCUUACUGGAAACAUUUUGAGAGUGAGGUGGCUGCCUCAGUACGAACUAUUACGUCACAAAAAGGUGGUGGCAUUUUUGGCACAUGGGGGCCUUUUGGGUAUGACUGAAGCGGUAUCUGCUGGUAAACCCAUGGUGGUUGUGCCCUUCUUCGGAGACCAACCAUCCAACGGCGCUGCGGCAGAAGCAGCAGGAUUGGCUAAAGUUGUCUCUUACUAUGAUCUUACUGAAGAAUCGUUAAGUUCUGCUCUAGAAAAGGUCUUAAGUGCUGAAAUGCGUUUGCAAGCGCGUCUACUUUCAAAUAUCUGGAAUGACAGACAAACCCCGCCACUCGAGACCGCCGUGUACUGGGUUGAGAGGGUGAUUCGUUGGGGUCCAGCUGCGAAACUCCAUUCUCCAGCCAGGGAUAUGCCUUUCUACCAACUUGCCUUGCUCGACGUUGCGGCGGCAUUUAUCGCUUUUGUUAUUACUAUUGUUGUUAUUAUUUGGUUUAUUCUUAUGAGGGUAUCAAGGCUCAUUGUUAAGGAACGGAAGCAGAAGUUACAUUAA
Molecule: messenger RNA, 1572 nt
Organism: Pieris macdunnoughi
Lineage: Eukaryota; Metazoa; Arthropoda; Insecta; Lepidoptera; Pieridae
Source: the annotation of a GenBank genome assembly